AUGUACAAAGCACAGUUUGUUGUCUCUUCUUUUUUGGCCCCGGGCUCCCAGUUUUAUCACGUUAACUUCAAGCCGGCAGUCGGACUUUCAAAAGCGCGACUGCUGAAUUGUACCUGCGACCAUUUCACUCGGGUUGGCAGUGGUUGCUUACACAUGUAUUACCUGGCCCAAGAGUACCGCAUGUUGGUUGUUGAGGAGGCACCUAGUAACCAACACCCCAUCGAUCCAAUCUAUGUUGAGAGUGAUACGGACGUUGAAGUCGUAUCAAAUGGGCGACCGAGACCCAAGAGACGAAAUUCUCUCGUAUUUUCACCUCGAGAGUCGAUUGUUUCGAAGCGUGGCUGCUUUGACGCGCCAUCCAUCCCUGCUUUCAGCACAUUGCACCCGAACCUUUGUCCUCCACAGAUUGAAAUGCCAACGGCCGGUACCAGUAACGGUGCUUACUCCAUCAAUGUCCUAUCACACUCAUCCAGCCCCGACGUCAGUCCAGCUAUCGCCAAGAAACCUCAUUUCAGCGGCAAUGUUGGAAAGGCACUUAACUCUUCAAUGAUGAUUCUCAAACGAGCAAUUGAAGGGAUGAAGACGAAGAAGGCAAGACAGGCAAUGGCCAAUGUCACACCACCGGCGACAAUGAAUCACUUUCAACUCAUAUGCAAUACCCUUCUGCGCCUGGUUGAAGAGCGGUCACAGGGUCAUCCCCACACGCUGCCGCCGGUUUUUUUGGGGAUGGGAGAUACUUCGCGCUUGAGUAAUGCGGAGCUUCGGGUCAUUAUCAGUGAGAUGCAGGGUGUCGUGCUGGCUGCACUGAAGAAGACACUUGGGUUGCUAAAGGUCGACAAGCACUUGAAGGCGUUUGUGGCAAAUUCAAACGAGCUUUCUGUAGCGUCUUUCAAAGAGCAAUGCUAUGAAGUGGUUGGAUUUCUUGAUAUUAACUUAUAUUUCUCAUUUUGCCCUUAUCACUUCCGUCAAUUUACAAUGCAACCAAAUAAACAGCCGUUGAAACGACCACGUGUCACCUAUCAGCAAAGCAAGAUGUCUUUUCCCCUCGUCGAAGAUAUCUAUAGCAUUGUACCGUUGCCAUUUGUGCAGGAGGUUCCAGUACCAGCCAGCUUAGAAGACCGUCCCAACGCUUUGCGUCUUGUCCGAUAUCUUGGGGGCCGUCCCCCCCCUCUUCCGUCCAAUCCAUAUACGUUUACAAUUCCCGGUCACACUCUCAAACAUGCCCAAGACUUUGCCCAUGCCAUGGAAGGAACUGUGCGUUGGACUACUCAAAAGCAAAAACCCGACAAACACUUGCCUCAAUCCAGUUCAGCCGUCAAGGCCGGUCCGGGCAGGCCCACCACGAAUUGCUUCAAACUCGAGUUCAAAUGUCCCCGCGCUGGACAUGCAAUAAGGCCAGUAAACUCACGGAAGACGCACGACUCCCAAAAGAUUGGCUGCACCGCACGUUUCACAAUAUCCCAUCACAUCACCACCAACACACUCCGGAUAAUCCCGGAUCUCGUUCAGAACACAUCAUCAUCACUCGUGCUCUUCAUCCCGAGAAGACCGACCGGGCUUUUUGAAAUGGCUGAACGAACUUGCUCUGCUCAAGUGCAAAAGAGACACGAUCUGAUUGUUCUCCAGCAGACCUUCAGAGAGAUGUCCGAGCAUAUUGACGACAUACUAGCGCAUAUCAUCGCGCGCCCAAUCAAAAAUCCCAAUGAUCCAAACUUCCGCCCGUUCCAACUCUUAAUUCCGAUGUUCAAGCUCGCCAGAAUCCUCCUCAACAAGCUCUCAAAAUCGACGAUUGCCAGAACCCAUCCCUUGGAACAAAUGUGCCCCGAGGUCCUUCGGUCCUUCUCCGACGAAAUAACCUGUGACUCACUCUAUAAAUCUAUGCUGCCUGAUCUUACCAGCUUCGAAGGCCAAUUCAAUGGGUAUGUGGCGGAAGGAAUCUCUAUCAGAUUUCAAUCAGCUGCUGGUAUCAUCAGCCAAUAUUACUGCAAUCAAGAAGGUACUGCCACCACUACUACUCCGGAAGCGAUGGCCUCAGCAGACUCUCUUCAAGGCUUUCCUCAAUGGCUGGAUCUUUGGAGUAAAGUUUACCACAGUUAUGUUGACCGUAUCAGUGGAUUGUACCGAGUUCCCAGGCAUGUUUGGGAUCCUUGGAGUUAA
Molecule: messenger RNA, 2157 nt
Organism: Puccinia triticina
Lineage: Eukaryota; Fungi; Basidiomycota; Pucciniomycetes; Pucciniales; Pucciniaceae
Exons: 4
Coding region: 1-2157 (718 amino acids)
Molecular function (GO): zinc ion binding
Source: RefSeq, a predicted model, not a curated record